UAUAUUAACACUAAGAUAAACUCUUAAAUACAAGUACAUGUAUCUAAUGUAUUUUUUUGGCAUUGUAGGAAUUGAGUAAGGUGCAACGUGAACGUUCCUCAAAAAUUCAAUCCAGACAUCGAAGUGGUCGGAGUGGGAUGGUGAACGUACGGGAAGCUGUGAAAAAGGACCUCGAAGUUGCAGAUCCUCCCCGCCACCGUGUUUGGAUUAAAUCUCGCACCAAGAGUAGAAAACUUGUCACUGAUUACGACAAGGAAAUUGCCGAGAAGAUAGCUCAAUUAGAGGAGAAGCUUAGUCAGGGACAAAUUCAGGUCCAGGGCCAAAACGAUAUCCUCACGCAGGCGCUCGGGACACCAGAGCAUCCUGGACGUGUCGUGGCCGCCGGGUAUGCUAUUACUUCAAAUGUUCCCGACCGUGGCAUCUCAACCGUUCUACAGGAAGAAAAGGGAAGUGCGUAUGUUCCACAACCAUACGCUCCUCAGGAUGAGGUACAACCACAAAUUUAUGCUGAGGAGUUCAUUUCCCUCAACGACCAAGGUAUCCUAUACAAUUUUGAUGACCAAGCGGCCCUUACUCAGCAAGUACAUCUCUGCUCUGACAACAUCGACAAUAUUGUGGCCCGAGGGUAUUUGUACGAGCAUGUGGGUGUGAUCAAAGUUCACUGCCAGGAUUACGAUGAUUCACAUGCUCGGAUCAUGGUUACGGAAAUCCUGCAAGAGGACGCUGAAAUCCCAGUCCCACUUGAAGAGUUCAGAUAUGUUAGGGACGUGUACCAGAUGUUCCUUCCUUGGCCUAAACACUUAAUUUUAACAACCGAGGGUCCACUCGCUCAACCGCCCUCAAGACGUGAUGCGUCAAAGGGGAAAGCUCCGAUGCUUUCUCCGCAAAGCCGUGGUGAUUCAUUGCACCGCGUACCCGCAUCAUUUUAUGCCGGAGAGGAUUUGCGCAGUUGCUACGUGUAA
Messenger RNA from Cannabis sativa, 962 nucleotides. RefSeq lists its product as uncharacterized. Bases 138 to 962 code for a protein of 274 amino acids. The transcript has 7 exons. NCBI's taxonomy places the organism in Eukaryota, Viridiplantae, Streptophyta, Magnoliopsida, Rosales, Cannabaceae. The record is from RefSeq and is a predicted model, not a curated record.